UAACUUUGACAUACACACGCACACACAGAGGGAAAAACAACAAACAAAAAAAAAAAGAAAAUACAUUCAAUCAAUUGCUAAAAUCGUUUUCGAUGGCCAAGAAAAACGCGCCCACGCAAGUGCAAUACUGCGAGCCGCAGGAGACAAAAGUCGCUCGCUACUUUGGCAAACCGAGCUACGGAGCUGUGCUGCGCAUCUCAAAGGAAUCGGACACUGUGCGAUGGCACAGUUCGGUGGCGUAUCACGAGCUGCUCGCAUACAUUGGCAGGACGAGCAUUGCGAUCCAGGGAGUGCAACAGCAGUCGGUGCGAGGCGAUUAUCCAGUGAGUGCCACAAUGCAGCGGCUGUGCGGCAUCUUUGAUCGUCUGCUCGAGAUGGCGGCGUCGCAGCGUGGCGUCGAUCUCGGCAUCAUCUCCGUUGGCGCAAAGCAUCCACAGCACACAACACAGUAUCGCGAAAUCAAGCGCUUGACCAUUGUGGAAGCGUAUCGCAGCUGGUCCCGAACAAUGCUGCGUUGCAUCUUUGGCCUCGUGGAGCAGGCGUUGCCGCCACAGCAAUGCGAACAUGUCGCCGAGCUGGGUCAGUAUUUGGCCAACGCUUUUGGCAAUCCGACGCGUCUCGAUUACGGCACCGGCCACGAGCUCAGCUUCCUCUUCUUCCUGUGCGCACUCUUUCGCAUCAAGGUGCUGCUGCCAGCCGAUGAACCGGCUGCCGCUUUAUUGCUCUUCCAGCGGUAUCUGAAGUGCGUGCGUCGUCUGCAGUCGCAGUACGGUUUGAAUGCGGCGGGCUUUGAGGGCGCCUAUUCCCUGGAUGACUAUCAGUUUGUACCGUAUCUCUGGGGCGCCGCUCAGCUCUGCUAUGAUCCACCGUUUCAGCCCCGCCAGCUGCUGCAGCCUGCGGUCUUUGAGCAGUGGCGCAACGAUUAUCUGCUCGCCGGUUGUGUGGCCUUUGUCGCCGAGUCGAAGGAGGGCAGCUUUGCGACGCAUUCGUGCCAGCUGUGGAGCAUCACAACGCUCUCGUCGUGGCCGAAAGUGUAUCGGGGGCUGCACAACAUGUACUUGAAGGAGAUGCUCAAUCAGUUUCGUAUGCUGCGUCACGUCUGCUUCGGUCAGCUGAUGUCCUUUGACCCCGCCCCGGCGUCCAGUCAAUUGACGCGACCGCAGCUCGGUUAUUUGUCGGUGCAGCGACAAGAGUUGCUGCGUCUCCGGCUGGAGGGACAAGAGCCACUCGAUCAGCCGAGACUGGAGGAGAGGGAAGAGGAGACCGAGUCCACGAUGGAGCAGUUGACGCACAGCGCCUUGGUCACCGACGUCAGCGACUCGAAUGUGAGCGGUGCAAGUGUGAGUGUGUGCACGAUCACGAAGCGCGGUCGAUUGGUCAGUCGAUGUCAUAUAUCUGGCAAAUAGAUAGAUACAUAGAUAGAAGUAGUUACGAUAUGAUAGUUUUGCCACUAACCCCUAAGGCGAUGCCGUAGCGUUCAAAUCAAAUCGAAAUGAAAUAAAAAUUAACUUGGCCAACAGCAAACAAUCGCAUGUGGCUGCUGCUGUGGC
This is a messenger RNA of Drosophila sulfurigaster albostrigata, 1550 nucleotides long. RefSeq names its product serine/threonine-protein phosphatase 2A activator-like. Gene Ontology annotation, cellular component: nucleus; protein phosphatase type 2A complex; cytoplasm. Gene Ontology annotation, molecular function: protein tyrosine phosphatase activator activity; peptidyl-prolyl cis-trans isomerase activity. The record is from RefSeq and is a predicted model, not a curated record. The transcript has a single exon. NCBI's taxonomy places the organism in Eukaryota, Metazoa, Arthropoda, Insecta, Diptera, Drosophilidae. Gene Ontology annotation, biological process: mitotic spindle organization. The coding region runs from base 93 to 1406 and encodes 437 amino acids.